Molecule: messenger RNA, 1607 nt
Organism: Marasmius oreades (fairy-ring Marasmius)
Lineage: Eukaryota; Fungi; Basidiomycota; Agaricomycetes; Agaricales; Marasmiaceae
Exons: 12
Coding region: 114-1607 (497 amino acids)
Molecular function (GO): syntaxin binding
Source: RefSeq, a predicted model, not a curated record
CAAGCUUGAGAACAAUUUUUUUGUCAUUGCCCACUACGUGAAGACCACAAUACUCUUUUGCCUCCAAAUUCUGCUGGCCCUGUCUACCAAGCUCAAGGCCUUUCCAUUUCCUGAUGAGCACGACCUCGACGACGACAAGCCAUCCUCCGAACGCGUCAAACCGUAUGGCCAGACCUCCUGCAACCCCUGCACCGGCUUCUGUCCCCCCUGCACCACCGAAUACCCAACCUAAUCGUCCAGUUAGCCAUCCUCCACCCGUUAAUGGCGCUCAUCAUCCAUCACAACAUGCUAAAGUAAAGAAGAAGCCAGAAACGCCGGUAGACCCUGCUACAAUGUACGAAAGUUUGAAGAACAGAAUUGCUGCACUCGAAGAAGAGGAAGUCCUUGAGGAAGAGGAGGAGAGACGGUUCGCCGAAGAGGCCCAAAAGUCUAUGAAGGGCCUGGAGGAAAGUGCAAUUCAUGCAAAAUACAUCGAACUGUUCGCAGAAUUGAAACGACUGGAACGGGACCAUGCGAAGGAAAAGCAGAAGUUAGUGAAGGACAAGGAUGCAGCGAAGAGCCAGUUGACCAAGUCCAACCAGACGAAGACCAAGAUGGAGAAUUUGGCUCGAGAGCUGCAGAAGGACAAUAAGAGGCUACGUGAGGAUGGAAAGCGGCUAGCUCAGUGCGUCGAGGACGCACAAGACGAGCUGAUGCAAAUGAAGAGUGACAUUGCCAGGCGCGCAGACAAGGCAAAACAGCGCGACAUCAAAUAUCGUGAAAUGCCCGACAUUGUUGUCAAGGUGGUUUGUCGCUACCGUGCAGAACUGUUUUUCAAAAUCUCUCGCAAGACCAAAUUGUCCAAGCUAUUCAAUGCGUGGACCGAUCGGAUGGAGAAGACUGGCGGGAAAAAGGUGGAGGGAAAGGGAACAGCUGAGAGUGGUCAUCCGGUGAACACUGCCCAAAAGCAAGAGGCUUCCAACGCAAGUCUUGCGAUGCAGUUCAUAUUCACGCACGGUGGUCGUGCUGUAGAUGCCGAUAUGACCCCAGAAGAAGCUGGAAUGGAGGAUGGGGAUGAGAUUAUAGCCGUCGAGUUGAUGGAUCUAACGGAAGGCUCAACCACGGAUGAAUACGAGGAUGUGCUAGAAACUCAACGACCAAAAUUGACCAAGAACUGGACGGAUGAUCCACGAGAGGCCAAACGUUCUCUUGAGGAAAUCUUUGAUGGCGUCGUUCGUGAACGACUGAAAGAGGUCCUCCGACAGUAUGAACUUCGGGAACGGCAUUUCGAGUGCGUAAUUCGUUCGAAAGAACUCGAAGUCCUUCUUUCUCGAGCUCGAGCCGCCGAACAAAAACAGCUGGCAGAAGGCGAAAAAAUACGGGCUGAUAAGCUUGAGGAGGAGGUUCAUCAACUGAAGAAAGAUUUGGAGGAUUCCCAGAAUGGUCAGACGAUGCUCAUCGACAAGCUGAUACAAUGCUGUAAAGAGAUCCGUAACGACAAGCCUAACGCUGAACGGACUCAACGCUUAUUUGCAUCUUUGCGGGAAGAACUGGAGAAAAGGACACCGAUGAAUCGUGGUGGGGGCGCAGCCGUCAAUGGUGCAACUAGUAACACUGUGAACACUUGA